AUGGAGGGAGUGAGCGCGCUGCUGGCCAGCUGCCCCACGGCCGGCCUGGCCGGCGGCCUGGGGGUCACGGCGUGCGCCGCGGCCGGCGUGCUGCUCUACCGGAUCGCGCGGAGGAUGAAGCCAACGCACACGAUGGUCAACUGCUGGUUCUGCAACCAGGACACACUCGUGCCCUACGGGAACCGCAACUGCUGGGACUGCCCCCACUGCGAGCAGUACAACGGCUUCCAGGAGAACGGCGACUACAACAAGCCCAUCCCUGCCCAGUACAUGGAGCACCUGAACCAUGUGGUGAGCAGCGUCCCCAGCCCCCGCGACCCCGCACAGCCGCAGCAGUGGGUGAGCAGCCAGGUGCUGCUGUGUAAGAGGUGCAGCCACCACCAGACCACCAAGAUCAAGCAGCUGGCCGCCUUUGCGCCGCGCGAGGAGGGCAGGUACGACGAGGAGAUCGAGGUGUUCCGGCACCACCUGGAGCAGAUGUACAAGCUGUGCCGGCCGUGCCAGGCGGCCGUCGAGUACUACAUCAAGCACCAGAACCGCCAGCUGCGCGCCCUGCUGCUCAGCCACCAGCUCCAGCGCCGGGAGGCUGGCCAGCCCCACACGCAGAGCUUCUGCUCCUCGGCGGUCAAGGCCCCGGUGCAGGUGAUCCUGCUGCGCGCCCUGGCCUUCCUGGCCUGCGCCUUCCUGCUGACCGCCGCGCUCUAUGGCCCCAGCGACCCCUUUGCCCCGGGAGCCGCCCUGCCUCCAGCCCUGCCACCUGGUGGCAAUAGCUCCGCCACGCCUGACAAUGGCACUGCUGCUGGGGCUGAGGGCUGGCGGCAGCUGCUGGGCCUGCUGCCGGAGCACGCGACAGAGAAGCUGAGCGAGGCCUGGGCCUUCGGGCAGAGCCACCAGACCGGCGUCGUGGCGCUGGGCCUGCUCACCUGCCUGCUGGCCAUGCUGCUGGCUGGCCGCAUCAGGCUGCGCAGGAUCGACGCCUUCUGCAGCUGCCUGUGGGCCCUGCUGCUGGGGCUGCACCUGGCCGAGCCGUACCUGCAGGCCGCCUCGCCCAGCUGGCUGGACACGCUCAAGUUCAGCACCACGUCCCUGUGCUGCCUGAUGGGCUUCACAGCAGCUGUGGCCACGAAGAAGGCGACAGGCCCGCGGCGCUCCCGGCCCCGAAGGUACCUCCCUGGAGACGCCACUGGCCUCUGCCCCACCAGCCCCAGCCUGGCCGUGCCUUACCCAGCAGUUGGAGGCGCCUCGCCGUCCCUCUUCACCCCCACCCCACCCGGCUUCCUGCCGCUCACCAGCCAGCAGCUGUUCCGGUCUGCCCGGCGGGCCUCGCCCUCCUCGCUGCCCGGCCGCCUCAGCCGGGCCCUCUCGCUGGGAACCAUCCCCUCUCUGACUCGAGCAGACUCCGGCUACCUGUUCAGCGGGAGCCGCCCACCGUCUCAGGUGUCCCGAUCUGGGGAGGUCCCUGUUGCAGAUUACUUCUCUCUGCUUUCCGGAAGCUGCCCCGCCUCCCCCCUCCCUUCCCCGGCGCCCUCCGUGGCCGGCUCCGUGGCCUCCAGCUCUGGCUCCCUGCGCCACCGCAGGCCCCUCAUCAGCCCUGCCAGGCUCAACCUGAAGGGGCAGAAGCUGCUGCUGUUCCCCUCGCCGCCCGGCGAGGCCCCCACCUCCCCCAGCAGCUCGGACGCGCACCCGCUCUCCAACAGCAGCCUCUUCACCGUGGAGCCGCCCCAGCUCCCCCAGAGGCAGCCAGCGCGGGACUCGAAGCACAGCAUGGACGUGAGGUCCAUGCCGACCAGAGACCGCAGCUGCAGCGGCCUGUGCAUCAAGAAGGAGGACGACUCGUCCCAGUCGUCCACCUGUGCGGUGGACACCACCACCAGGGGGUGCUCCGAGGAGGCCACCACCUGGAAAGGCCGUCUCGGCCCCUCCCUGGUGCAGGGCCUCCUGGCCGUGAGCCUGGCAGUCAACGCCCUCUUCACCUCCGCCUACCUGUACCAGAGCCUGCGCUGAGCCUCUGAGCGCUGGGCGCUGCUGCCACCACUGCCGGCUCCAGGGCCCCGACCUCGCUGGCCCACCUGCCCGGGCCGCCGGCUCCUCACCUGCGCACACAGGCUCAGCCAGGGUCCGAGGCCUCACCUCCGUUGUUUGGUGCUGACUCUGGUCCCCAAGCCAAGGAUCCGGGGGGCCGGCCGCCCCGGCUCCCCUCCCUGCCAUCUGGUGGAGCCUGCUGGCGAGGUCACCUCUUCCUCCUGUACACCCGGUCCGGGUGGAGCUCCCUGGGGGAGGCAGGGGUGGUCGCCAGUCCAGUGGAAGGGGCGGGCCUCCAGACAUGGGCAUCGCUGCCCCCGUGUGGCCGGCCCUUCCUGUCAGCUCUGCCCAGGGCAGGUGGUGCUGGGGCUCCCCGGCUUCCAGGCCGUGGGCCCUGCUGGGCCUUCAGGGCCUAAGAAGGCCCCUGCCCUCCCCUCCCUUGGGCCCCCUUCCCUGGGGACUUCCUGGCAACGUGAGGACACGGCCCAGGUGCUCUCUGGCCCUCCCUCAUCUGCUGCCCACAGGGAUCCUCACCUGAGCCCCUGGACCUCAGAUAAGACCAGACCCCCGGUGGGCCCUGGGUUUUCAGUCCCUGAGCUGCACCUGAGCCCCCCAUGGCCUUCAUCUCCCCUGCCCCCUCCCUUGGGUGCCACCACUGCCCUUCUGACCCCUCUGUGCCCAGUCCCUUCCUGCCCCCUGGGACUGGAGACCCGAGGAGCAGCAAGGGUGAGCCCCCGGGGGGUUCUGUGAGGUGUUAGGAGGGCCACGGGGCGAGGAGGGGCCUCGCUACCAUUCAGGGAUAGAGGUUAGUUUUAUUUUUCUACACGGCGCCAGGCGUCUUGCUGGCGGGCAGGAAGCCCCCGGCCCUCCCCGCCAGGGAGCUAUCGUUUUUUUAAGCUUUGGGUGCUUUUUUUAAUAGUUUUUUUUUUUUUUUUAACUCGUGGGGGAGGAGAGUGCUCUGACGUCACCCUCCCCCUUCCUGCCCUGGGAGUCCUGUUUCCUGCCCCGUCCACCACCCAGAAGGUGGGCACCUGGGGACCGGGGUGGCCGCAGGGCUCGGUCUAGCUGCCAGAGAUUCCAGCCUGGGAGUGGCCCCUGUCUGGCCCGGGGCUCUAGUGGGAGCGUGUGUUGAGUUUUUAAUUUUAUUUUUUGCGUAACAAAACCAAACUCCAUUCCCCAGUCCCUUCCUCUCCACGCUGCAGCUGGGCCCAGCGCCCCACGGGCCAGGCUAGCUGGGAGGGGAUUUUACUUGGGUUUUGUUUCAAACAGAAAGUGCAGCCUUAUUUUUCUUUACAAAAGCAAAAAACAAAAAAAAUGAAACCAAAAAAGAUAUGAACCUUUGACCUGCGCCUCGCUAGUCUGUCUCGUCCUUUGCUUGGGGGGC
Molecule: messenger RNA, 3406 nt
Organism: Lepus europaeus (European hare)
Lineage: Eukaryota; Metazoa; Chordata; Mammalia; Lagomorpha; Leporidae
Gene: TMEM201
Product: transmembrane protein 201
Exons: 11
Coding region: 1-2004 (667 amino acids)
Biological process (GO): nuclear migration along microtubule
Cellular component (GO): nuclear inner membrane
Molecular function (GO): lamin binding; actin filament binding
Source: RefSeq, a predicted model, not a curated record